AGCCAACCUGCCGUCGACCGCGUAAUCUAGGGAAAUACACGGGGGCAGCGGUAUAAAAUACCGCUUCUUGCUUGCAGCAGUCAGUUGCUCUAUUAUCGUAGAAGGAAGCACCUUGGACAGGAUGAGAGCUGGCACGGUUGCUCUACUCGUUAUCCUUCCUUUGCAGUCGCUCUGUCUUCCUACUACGGAUCCUUCCUCUCACGGAAGUCAAAAAAGAGACGUCGUUUACGGUACCAAUACAUCGUUCACUGCUUUCUCUUCCGGUACUCUAACCUUCCAGUCUCCGUUGCUUGCGUGGAGUGAGGACAGUAGCUACAUGAAGUUUAAGUCGAUCGUGGCCGGUACACUGACCGACUUUGAAGUCCAGGUGGAAAUCGUUUGCCGUAAGGUGUUGACAGCUCAAGGCGACACAGUAAAAUGGUCACAAGAUUUGAGUGUGGCAGACUCGGAGAUCAAUCAGUGCUUCCAAGUUAUUAACUAUGCUCAGGACCCUUCUCUGUGUGCGGCUUUUCGAGUCAACGUGAAAGUAACAGUAACUGGAGACAACGUGACGAUUAGCGGUAUCGAAUUCGGUGGUAGUAGCCUCUGUUCGCUGUCGGAGAUGCAGCCAUCGACGACGUUCGAUUGCAAUCUGGACCAUGGAGAUUGCGGAAUUCGAAACGACGCAUGCGGGUUGGCUCGCUGGGAGCUACGACCGCAAUCUGCCGACGAGACAAGCAAAGAAAAGCGUUCGAGUUGUGGUGUCUCAAAAUCUGGUAUUCCUUUGAUAAUAAAACAGCUUCACUCCGAAUGCACCUAUCAUCUCGACAUUGCUUCGCUGCAACCGUCGGGUUUCUUAUUGCUUAAUGACGUCAUCGAUACCACUUCGCAGAGUGCAUCUCGUAGAAAGCGUGACUUAUCCGGGUAUUCACUCGUUCUCGACCCGACGACGACGAGUGGCGUGGCGACCGGCAUUCUCGAUCUUCCGACGGUGACGCACGCGAUUGCGAACGCCUAUUUGACGUUCGAUUACGAGAUGUACGAAGACGGUGCUCACGACCUCAUGGUGACGGCGGUGUGCACGUCGGAUCCGACCAACUAUCUGGUACCGCUCAAGCCGUCGUUGUUGCACUAUCACAAGCUCAACCUCUAUGCGGGUAGCGGUGGGACGCUCUUGUUGGAUGUGCACGCGUACGUUCAUCAGGAGGACUGCUCGACGUUUGCCAUCCAGUUACACGGAGCUGCUGUCGAUACUUACCUCACUGUUGACGACCUGGUCUUUCAUGCGAGUGCCCCAACCGGCAUGACUCCCGACAACAUGUAACAGCGCAAGGCGAUGGGUACUGUACAUUGUGGUACCGUGACUAUGGCACAGACGUAUAAUUAGAUAAUAUUAAUUAAUGAUUGAACCGAUCUUGUCAUGAAAGGUUUUUGAGCAUUUGAAAAUUAGUGCAUCUAUGUAUUGAUCCUAAUUAAGACAAUACUGUAUAGUACUCAUAUUUGUAUGGAUAUUUGCCUCGACUUCCCAGACUUGUGUAGCGCCAAUACGCUAGUAUGCUGCUCUGAUGUAGGGAUUUGUGUUUGUAGAAUACAG
This is a messenger RNA of Corticium candelabrum, 1573 nucleotides long. RefSeq names its product WD repeat-containing protein 25-like. The transcript has 3 exons. Gene Ontology annotation, molecular function: protein binding. The record is from RefSeq and is a predicted model, not a curated record. The coding region runs from base 122 to 1303 and encodes 393 amino acids. Lineage: Eukaryota; Metazoa; Porifera; Homoscleromorpha; Homosclerophorida; Plakinidae.